AUGCGCAGCAAGACCGAUGAUGAUUCCGUAUGGCAAAGCAUGAAGAAGUACAAGCGCGUCGGAGUCGUGGCAAUGAGUGCUGCCUUUGCUGCUUCGCUCGAUGGAUACCAGAUUACCCUGAAUGGUGGCAUCGUUUCAAACAAGGGCUUCAUCCGACAGUUCGCGACACCUGGAACGAAAAUCAUCGCUGGCAAGUAUAUCUCAGCUUGGGGAGGUAUCCAGUCUGCUGGCCAAGCGCUUGGCCAAAUCGGGUUGCAAUUCGUUGCAGACGCUUUCGGACGGAAGGUUGCGCUCCUGACAUUGUGGGUCUUCUUGGUCGCGAGCAUCUUUGCAGAGACGUUCGCGACUCGAUGGGAGCACUGGCUUGUCGCAAAGCUAUUUUCCGGCAUGGGGGUGGGCAUGCUUCAAAGUACCGUUCCAGUCUAUCUCUCCGAAGUUGCUCCUACGCAAUUGCGAGGUUUCUUCAUCAAUGCUUAUACUUUCUGGUUUGUCGUUGGGCAGCUCUUCGGAUCCGUAGCUCUGAAAAGCCUCAGAGACUCAGAUCCGUACGACUUUCGAACGGCGAUCUAUACUCAGUGGGCCAUGGUUGGAACCAUGGGUACAAUCUUCUUUCUGUUGCCAGAGACUCCGUGGUGGUUAGUCCAAAAGGGCCGAUCAUCCGACGCGGCCAAGAUACUGCGCAAGUACAAUGGCCACAUCGAUGGGUACCGCGUUCAAGAGAGCAUUGAUAUCAUGAACAACACCAUCGAAGAGGAGAGACAUCUUGCGAAGAGAGACUCUCAAGAAGGCUUCUUCUCAGUUUUCCAAGGCCAGAACCUCAUUCGCUUUGUCAUCGCAGCCUGGCCUAAAAUCACCCAGCAAUUGGUCGGACUUACGGUGUUCAACACCUACGCGACGUACUUCUUCCAGUACGCCGGCAACAAAGACCCUUUCUUGGUCACUGUCAUACUGUCUUGCUGUCAAAUUCUUUCGAUGAUGGUAACAUGCAGCUUGACAGAUACCAUCGGACGACGACCACUGACAAUCUACCCGUACGGCGUUACGGUGUUAUCGGUCCUUUCCAUCGGGAUCAUCGGAUGCUUCGAUUACAAAGCGCAGGCCACAGGCUCGCUCUUGGUGUUCUUUGGAUGUAUGGCGACCUUUGCCACCACAGGUGCUUCCGCCAUCGGAUAUGCAUACGCCGCGGAGGUACCCCAGCAACGUCUCCGCGCAAGAACGGCCGCGUUUGGUUUGGCUGCUUCAAAUUGCAUCGCUAUCAUGUUCAAUUUCUGCACACCACUGAUGAUCAAUGGAACCAAUAAAUGGGGCGUCAAGACCGGAUUCUUCUUUGCCGGAACAGGCGCGCUCGCUGUGGCGAUAUCAUGGUAUAUCCUGCCAGAGUUGGCUCGUCGCACACCAGCCGAGAUCGAUGAGAUGUUUGAGAAGAAGGUCACCCUUCGAAAGUUCAAGAGAUAUGUCACCGAUGUUCAGAUGAAUGUGGAGGAGCCGUCCAAGUUGGAGGGAACAUGA
This is a messenger RNA of Zymoseptoria tritici IPO323, 1509 nucleotides long. RefSeq lists its product as uncharacterized. Gene Ontology annotation, cellular component: membrane. The transcript is spliced from 10 exons. Gene Ontology annotation, molecular function: carbohydrate:proton symporter activity. The record is from RefSeq and is a predicted model, not a curated record. Lineage: Eukaryota; Fungi; Ascomycota; Dothideomycetes; Mycosphaerellales; Mycosphaerellaceae. Bases 1 to 1509 code for a protein of 502 amino acids. Gene Ontology annotation, biological process: transmembrane transport; carbohydrate transport.